Molecule: messenger RNA, 1107 nt
Organism: Cryphonectria parasitica EP155
Lineage: Eukaryota; Fungi; Ascomycota; Sordariomycetes; Diaporthales; Cryphonectriaceae
Exons: 3
Coding region: 54-944 (296 amino acids)
Biological process (GO): proteolysis
Molecular function (GO): glutamic-type endopeptidase activity
Source: RefSeq, a predicted model, not a curated record
GACGAAGUAACCUAGGCUUUUUCCUUCUUCAAACAUCAAUCCCACUACUCAUAAUGAUGAACACUCUGAGCACCCUCAGCCUAGCGCUGGUCCUAGCCGGCCUGGCCACUGUCCACGGCGAAGCCACGUACAAUGUCACAGUAUACAACGCCGCCGGCCAAUCCGUCCCCGCGACCACGACCUCACUGGCCGGUUCCAGCGCCUCCACCCCUUCUCCCAUCAGCAGCCGCAGUUCUUCAUCAGACGAGGCCUCUUCUCGGCGCCAAACCUCCACCACCACGUACUUCUCCGAGAGCUGGUGCGGCCUGGUCCAGCAGAACCCUCCCGCCGCAGGCACAUAUGACCAGGUCGUGGCCGAGUGGACACUGCCGGCCCUGGCUUCUGGGGCCGUCGUCAACUCGUCAUUCCAGCUUGCGCAGGGUGUUGGGAUCGACGGGUUUACUACCUCUGCAGAGUGUAGCGGGGGGUUGUUUGGGGGUACUGCUUACACCUUUGGGGAUGAUGGGGAGGUUGACACUAUUUAUGCUUGGUGGGAAUAUGCUCCGGAGGGCAGGACGGCGGUCGCACUGGAGGCGAGUGUGGGCGAUGUGAUCAAGACGUGGACCACCGUGAUUGGUCUCCAGAGGGGAACAGUCCUCGUCGAGAACCUCUCCAAUAGCUGGACAGUCGUGGUAGACAUAGACGGGUCCACAACAACAGCAACCCUCUGCGGCGCCACAGCCCAAUGGCUCAACGAGAACCUCGUCCCAGGCUCCGAGCCCUACCCGCAGUUCGACACCUUCGAGUUCACCGACUGCUACACCGAGUCCACCGAGGGUUCCGUGGGCUACCUGGACGGGGCGAGCGUCGUCGAGGGCGGCACUUUGCAGUCCAACGGGCCUUUUUGCGUUCCUUCCGAGGUGAGCAGUCAGGUUUUGGAGUUUACUUAUAGUGAGGAAUUUUAAGUGAACGAUGGGAGAGGAGAGAAUUGUUCUGAUCAGAUUGGAUUUGUUGUGUCAAUACCGCGUUUGGUUGAGGCUGGCUCUUAUUGUUGUUGAAAAUAAAUCAAUCAACCAAUACCCAACUAGUACUCAUGGAUGCUUCGCAUGAGAAAUAUAGCAGUUCUCC